AUGUUGUUAAUUCCCCCAGCCAUGCAAGCGACUCGGACACCCAGUGUGUUUGCCGACUGCAGCAUCCCAGCAGGGCUGCGGAUAGGACCAGUGCCGGGCAUCUUUAAACUUGGAAAGUACGUUUCUGACCGAAAGGACGCUGGAGUCAAAAAGAAGAUUCGUCUGGUAAGAGGUGAGUUCGUGGACGAGUCUGGCAGUGCAGUUCAUGAGUGGGUUGGAUUAAUACGUGCGGCCAGAAACAAUCAAGAACAAAACCUUGAAGCGGUGUCGGAUUUACCUGGAGGACAGAUAUUCUAUCGCGUGUUGAGAGAAAUCCAAACUGGGGAAGAACUGAGCGUUUGGUACUCCACUGCACUCGCCCAAUGGUUUGACAUUCCCACGACUGCCACUCCAACACAUGACGAAAAAGGUGAGGAGCGUUACAUUUGCUGGUAUUGCUGGAGAAUAUUUAAAUACCCGAACACGCUCAAAGCCCACGUGCAUUUCCACUGCGCUUUAAGCAAUGGUAAAAGCUUCAUGAGCAACGAGCAAGCGAGAGGGACGGACAACUUCAGCAGGUCUCCAAAAUCUGGGGAUAUCCCGAACACUUCGUCUUCUCCAAGGAACGGCCACAACACCUUGCUGUCCGAUUCUUCGAAAAGGACAGCAUCCACCUCGCCCGCCACCAAAACGGGACUAUUGAAAAAAACAAGCUCGGAGGAGCAGGACAGAGCCCUUGACAUGAGCGUGACCUCUGGCCGGAACUCCGGACACAUCAUGGCCCUCGGUGGAACGCCAUCUGUAAUUAACAGUAUGGGCUUCCAUCCUGGCGUGCGUUCUGCCUUUAAACCAAUGGGACUUUCAAAGAUCUCCCCGGCUGAAGUGACAAGAGUUGAGUCCAAUGCAAAAUCAAAUAACAUCGGUUUUAGUAAACUGUUAGGAAGCAUCAAGUCACCUUUGCCUAAUGUUCAUCCGUCAAAAUGCGCGCACCCUAUGGAUACCACGCCACCUGUGAUUCCCUGCGCAAACACUAUCCGUGGGUUUCCUUUACUGCCACACUUUGAGGAGACCUCUGCGUUCAAACACGUGGACAACCGCAUGCACUCUGCGCUAUCCCCUUCGCGAUACUCACAGCUACCCAGCGCGUUUCAUUUCGAGAGGUUCCCUCUAUCGCAGUUUGAUGGGGGGAAAUCAUACAACGGAGACUGCAACAUACCCCUCAUGCCAUUCACUGUUUACAACGGAGAGCUCCUGUACAGUUCGCCAUACUACCCACUUAAAUUUCACUUCGGCAACCUGCUUAAAUAUCCCGACACCGUCUCCUACUUCGGCGCACCUGCUCUUAAUCCAGACCUAAAUUCAAUUACGAACAUCGACAGGGAGAUAGCGAUGCACACGCAACAGCUGUCAGACAUUUCCGUGGAGAAAAACCGUUCUAGGCUCGAGUCUAUUCCCACAUCCAACCCGAACUCGGGGAAACCGAAAAAGGGACACUUGUGUCUUUACUGUGGCAAAUUGUACUCUCGAAAAUACGGCCUGAAGAUUCACAUGAGGACUCAUACAGGUUACAAACCACUCAAAUGUAAAGUCUGUUUUAGGCCUUUUGGUGAUCCCAGCAAUCUCAACAAACACAUCCGACUGCACGCGGAGGGAAACACUCCGUACAGGUGCGAGUUCUGCGGUAAAGUGCUAGUGCGCCGGCGAGAUUUGGAGAGGCACGUCAAAUCCAGGCAUCCAGGUCAAUCUAUCAAAAAAUCAGAUGACAAAAUGGAAGAUAUCUUCGAAGAUGCCGAACAAAAAAGCGACAACGACAGCGACGUUGACGUUUGUUUCACAGAUGAUCAGAGCGACCAGGAAUCGAGUAAAAAUAAUGAUUAAUGGACUAAUUAUAUUAGCUAUUGUUCUCAAGUAAAUAAAUUAUGCAUGUAUAUAUUAAUUUUAUCAUUUUCUCCCUUUUGUUAAAAUUUUGUUUAUUUAAAGAAAUUAUUGAAAGAAACAAUUGCAGAAAGACCAAGAAAUGGGUAAACGAAACCCCAAAUUAAAUUUAAUUUUGUAAUGUAUUUACGUUUCGAUAUCGAGUACAUCUCAGCAUCACCAAUGUGGAGCUGCACUUUAUAAAGACGGGUUACUGGCAUAAAAAUAACACGGAUGCCAACUUCGCUUCACUGUUUUUUAAUCUUCUAUUUUAAUGUUGUGUGACCAUUCCCCUAACAUACAACGUUGGAAUUACCUGUCAAAUUCGCACUUUUUAUUGCCAAAAGCAUUUUAGUCAUUCUGUAAAAAUGGU
Molecule: messenger RNA, 2266 nt
Organism: Triplophysa dalaica
Lineage: Eukaryota; Metazoa; Chordata; Actinopteri; Cypriniformes; Nemacheilidae
Gene: prdm13
Product: PR domain containing 13
Exons: 5
Coding region: 1-1857 (618 amino acids)
Cellular component (GO): nucleus
Molecular function (GO): protein binding
Source: RefSeq, a predicted model, not a curated record